AGACCCCCAGCUUGUAUUUCCCUCUUUCGGGGGCUUUGUCAGUGGAGAGACGCAAGAGAUCGGGGUGGGGGGGAAAGCCGAGAGACAGAAAGAAGAUAGAAAAUGCAGCUCUAAAAAGAUCUAUGUUGGGAAUCUAUCUGUUCCUCUUCUCUCCGCUCAUGCGAAAGGAAAGAUGCGGCGAAUGUUCCCCUUGCUCUGCACCAUCAGCUUUCUUGGGCUUUGUUCCGCUACGAGUUUCCCAAGUAAUAUAAACAUAGGGGGGUUCUUCCCCAGCGGCUCCCACGAAUAUGAGGUGUUUCGCUUUGCGCUCCUGCAGCACCAGGACGUCCCUAAACUGGUACCUCAGGUGGACAUGGUCAACAUCUCGGAUAGCUUUGAAAUGACAUACGCAUUUUGUUCGCAGUUCUCCAAAGGUGUAUACGCCAUCAUUGGACUCUACGAUAGGCAGACGGUGAACAUGCUCAUGUCCUUCUGCGGGGCUCUGCACGUCUGCUUCAUCACUCCCAGCUUCCCCAUUGAGACAUCCAACCAGUUCGUGAUCCAGCUGCGUCCGGAGAUACAGGACGCCCUGGUUGCAGUCAUUGAACACUACAGGUGGACCAAGUUCGUCUACAUGUACAGCUCUCACUCAGGAAUGACAGCUUUGCAGAAAGUUCUGGACACAGCUGCUGAGAAGAACUGGAUGGUGACCUCCAUAAAUCUCUUGACAAUGACGGAGGCAGCCUUUCUAAAGGUGCUCCAGGACCUCGAUAAGAAGAAGGAGGGACAAAUCAUUAUGGACUGUGAGCUGGACAGGCUUUCUUCAAUCCUGAAUCUGAUUGCAGCUCAGGGGAGGAACCUGAAAAGCUACCAUUACAUACUGGCAAACCUGGGCUUCACGGACAUUGACCUGACGGAGUUUAGGAAGGCCGGCGCCAACGUGACGGGCUUCCAGCUGAUGAACUACACUGACCCCAGCAUCAGCCGAACGAUACAGGAGUGGCUCGAGUUUGACAGCAAGGACCUCAAAGCUCCUAAGAAACGGCUCAAGUAUACUGGGGCCCUCACCUAUGAUGGUGUGAGUGUGAUGGCUGCCGCCUUCCAGAACCUCCGGAAGCAGCGCAUUGACAUUUCUCGCCGAGGCAACGCCGGCGACUGUCUGGCCAACCCCCCAGCACCAUGGGGGCAGGGUAUCGACAUCCAGAGAGCUCUACAACAGGUUCAGAUAGAAGGCUUGACAGGACACAUACAGUUCAAUGAGAAAGGACGACGCACCAACUACACCGUCAGUGUAAUGGAGCUGAGUCCAGAUGGACCCAAGAAGGUUGGAUACUGGAACGAAGAAGAAAAAUAUGUGAGCACUGCAACUUACUCUCACGGCAGCAACGAAACAUUCGGAUUGCAAAACAGGACUUACAUUGUUACUACUAUAUUGGAAUCUCCGUAUGUGAUGCUGAAAAAGAACCACGAUCAGCUGGUGGGAAACGAUAAGUACGAGGGCUACUGCGUGGAGCUGGCGGCGGAGAUUGCCAAGCACGUCGGCUACACUUAUAAACUGGAAAUUGUUCCGGAUGGGAAGUACGGAGCCAGAGAUUCUGAAACCAAGAUGUGGAACGGCAUGGUGGGGGAGCUGGUGUAUGGCAAAGCGGAUGUGGCUGUGGCCCCGCUGACCAUCACACUUGUGCGGGAGGAGGUCAUCGAUUUCUCUAAGCCCUUCAUGAGCUUGGGGAUCUCCAUCAUGAUCAAGAAGCCCACCAAGUCCAAGCCCGGAGUGUUCUCAUUCCUGGACCCUCUGGCCUAUGAGAUCUGGAUGUGCAUUGUGUUUGCCUACAUAGGCGUGAGCGUGGUUCUCUUCCUGGUGAGCCGCUUCAGCCCGUACGAGUGGCACGGCGACGAGCCGGAGGAGGGUGAGGAGCAGCAGGAAUCGCAGACGCAGUCCCAGGGGCAGUCGCAGCCACCACAGAGCCCACAGUCGCCAAACCGGGAGAGCCAGUCCCAGGCCCAGCAGAACCAAGUACAACAGCAAAGCCAGGAACACACAAAUGAGUUUGGGAUCUUCAACAGUCUUUGGUUCUCCCUUGGAGCCUUCAUGCAGCAAGGCUGUGACAUCUCGCCCAGAUCUCUCUCUGGCCGCAUAGUGGGGGGUGUCUGGUGGUUCUUCACCCUCAUCAUCAUCUCCUCCUACACGGCCAACCUUGCCGCCUUCCUCACAGUGGAGAGGAUGGUGUCUCCCAUUGAGAGUGCCGAGGACCUGGCCAAGCAGACAGAGAUCGCCUACGGCACCCUGGACGGUGGUUCCACCAAAGAGUUCUUUAGGAGGUCAAAGAUUGCUGUGUUUGAGAAGAUGUGGUCCUAUAUGAAGUCUGCGGAGUCCUCCGUGUUUGUGAAGACGACCGAGGAGGGUGUGCUCAGGGUGAGAAAGUCCAAAGGGAAGUACGCCUACCUGCUGGAGUCCACCAUGAAUGAGUACAUCGAGCAGCGGAAGCCGUGUGACACCAUGAAGGUGGGCGGCAACCUGGACUCUAAAGGAUAUGGUGUGGCCACUCCUAAGGGUUCACCUUUAAGAAUCCCAGUAAACCUAGCGGUGUUGAAACUCAAUGAACAAGCCGUCUUAGACAAACUGAAAAACAAAUGGUGGUACGAUAAGGGGGAGUGUGGAAACAAGGACUCCGCAAGAAAGGACAAGACAAGUGCUCUGAGCCUCAGUAAUGUGGCUGGAGUGUUCUACAUCCUGAUUGGAGGGCUGGGGCUAGCCAUGCUCGUAGCACUCGUGGAGUUCUGCUACAAGUCCAGGACGGAGUCGAGGCGAAUGAAGCAAAUCAUCAGUGACGCCAUGCUGAGCUCCACCCUGAGCAGAAUGAACAGGAACGAGAGCGGGGGUGAGAAUGGGCGGAUAGUGACGCACGACUUUCCCAAAGAGGCACAGACUCUGCCGUGCAUGAGCCACGCGGCUGGUAUGGGCCUUGGCGUCUCGGGCAUGUGACUGCGCUGCGCUGGAUGGAACCAAACCGGAUGGACAGCUGGUGGAGCGCGCCACAAUCCCAUCACCUGCCACAGACAUGCUGUCAAGUGGACUUGUCACUAUGGGCAGACAAUUUGCUGCGAACUGUGGGAAGGAUUUUUUUUUUUUUUGUUUUUUUUUUCCUUUCUUUCCUUUUCAGAAGUUGUUUUCAUCCACUGCAAUAAAGAAGCCAUUGGGACUUUGCAAAGAGUUGUUCUUGUUUGUGACAAAAUAGGAAAAACUGUCCCCGAAAUAACUCCUGUGCUGUGCCAUUUCUAUAGUCCUGCUUACUUCUGUUACCAUGUGCAAUAUGUUGAUUAAUAUCAAUUGCCAACAGUGAUGUCAGCGACACGUGUAUUUUUUUUUUUACAAUCAAAAAGUUGAGGAAUGAACACCCCCCCCGUGUCACACACUGCCAGUUUAAGCAACAUAUUCUUUAAAUGAGGGAUAACGUCUUUUUUCCAUUAAAAUAAUAGGGGAAAUGUUCUUGUGGAUUGGCACUAUGCACUGUAGCGGAACUGCAUCCGGCAGAGCGGCAGAGCCCAGGCAACUUGCGUUGUCCGAGAAAUUGUGUUUUCUUUCAAAAUUAUGUAUAUUCCAUAAAAAAAAGCGGUUUGAACGGAUUCCGGUUAAUGAAUUUUAAUUGUCACAAGCUUAUAUACACCAACCAUCUAAGAAAAAGAGAAAAUUAACUGGAAAUAUUAUACUACCUCAGUCCACACUGAUAUUUGCACUAUUUUAAAUUAUUGCAUAAAUCAAGUGUCAGAUAUUUAUAGGUGUUUUAUUUAAUAAUUUCACUUGGUGGUCACCCAUAGUCCAGGAAUGACGGGGCUAUUUGACUAUAGGCUAUUUGUAAAAGAAACGCCGCAAACUAUUUUAUUCAAGAAGUUAUUUCUGGCUACUUUACUUAAUGGGUCUUCCCAACCAUUUCCAAGCUGAAAUCUUAACUGAAAUGAUGUGGAGUCAAGAGCACUUUUAUACAUUUUUACAGAAGUCCAAAACCUCGUGGGUUCUUGCGUGUAAAACAAGCUGACCGGUCACAGGAGAGGGUCAUAUAUAAGUUUACAGCAAUGUUACAUUAAUAGGAGACAAACGAUGAAAAUUUGUGAAUGUUCUCAGCAGGAAAUUGACCAGUUACAACAAAGGUGUGUAAGGUGUACAUAUGAACCUGUGUUUAUUGCAUGUCAACACGGGAGAUCGUUGUACUCAUGGAUGUCCGGUGCGUUUAUGCAUUUCAUCCAAUUUCUUCUGCAUGUUUAAAAACCAAAUGUUCUUUCUGUGUACUUUAUGGCAAAAUAAAUUAACAAUAGACUGUGUUUUUAAAAAAAGAUAGCCCGCAGUCAAAAAGAUAAAGAUUAGAAUUUUUUUUUUAAAAUCAUGAGGAGCAGUUCAGAUCAAGUUUGCUUUUUGUGGACAUUUUCCACACAUGUAACACUGUGUCAAUGACAUAUAGUAAUAAACAGCAUAAUAGCAACAUAGGAGUAGAACCGAAGGGUUUGCAAAUAUACAUAUUUCAAUAAUAAUGAAAAUAGGGCUACAUCAGUUAUUAAUUGAUGGCAUCGACCCGGAGGACCUUUCUGGUGCGAGCUUUAUUUUACUUUCCUGCAAACGCUGUUUCUCCCAAGGUGUGCAUAUGAACAUGAAAGUUACUACGUUACUGUUCCGUGGUGCCGAACCCUCAAGGUCCAACGAGACCUCGGCUCUUUCUCCACUCUGCUUUAUAGUAAUAAAAGCGCAGAUUGGUAUUAUUAGCUAAGAAAUCGAGUCCUACAGUGCACUGUGCAGAGAUCCUUUCUCCAUCACAAUGAAUUUGUCGGUUCACCAAGGGCGUUUUUCCUCUGUUUUCUUCCUCGUAUGGCACAGCACAAAAACAUAAAUGGCCCUUGCAAAUAAGACAGUAUAUUCUACUUUUUUGAAGAACAUUUUUUUACCCUAACAGGUAAUAAGGUAUUGAGCAUUUGUAUUGUGCGAGCAACAUUUACACAUGGGGGUUUAUUAAAAAUGGUGUUCAAUUAGUAGACAUGAGUCUUUUUAUCAGUUUGGUUUGAGUUUUAUUCAGUCUUGUUGAUUUUGUGACAUUUGCAGGGAAAUUUACUGGGUAUGGUCCAUUUAAAAAGUUAGAUAUUUUUAAGUCUGAUACUUUGUUUCAUUACUACAAUGAAAAGCUAAUCUUAUGUGUUUAAUUAUAUG
Molecule: messenger RNA, 5170 nt
Organism: Scleropages formosus (Asian bonytongue)
Lineage: Eukaryota; Metazoa; Chordata; Actinopteri; Osteoglossiformes; Osteoglossidae
Gene: gria1b
Product: glutamate receptor, ionotropic, AMPA 1b
Exons: 16
Coding region: 173-2962 (929 amino acids)
Cellular component (GO): membrane
Molecular function (GO): ligand-gated monoatomic ion channel activity
Source: RefSeq, a predicted model, not a curated record